Molecule: messenger RNA, 3748 nt
Organism: Ziziphus jujuba (common jujube)
Lineage: Eukaryota; Viridiplantae; Streptophyta; Magnoliopsida; Rosales; Rhamnaceae
Exons: 2
Coding region: 3019-3546 (175 amino acids)
Source: RefSeq, a predicted model, not a curated record
UAUGUUCUGAGGGUCGACUACCCUAUUCUUGUUAUUUAGCACAAAACAAACCUACAAAACAAUUAAUAUUAACCAGUGUUUGUCUUAGUUCCUUUUACAUUAAAUUAAUUCGCCUAAUUUCUUGUCUCUGGAAGAAGAAUUGGCCUUUUACAUUUUUCAUUCGCUGGGUUUUGUUUCUGCUUAUGUAAAACACACACACACAUACACGUGACUCAUUUAUAUUGAUUGUUUCAUCGCUUUGUUUUUGCAUUUACCAGUUUAUUAACGAUGCUUGAUGCUACAAUCUUCCCAAAAUAUAUUAAGCUUAUGUUCUGUUUGUGUAGUAGUUUAUUUUUAUUUUUAUUUUUUAUUUAUUUGUCUACUUCCAAACUUAAUUCUUUUGAAAGAUUAUUCCGUAUUUUUCUAGUGUUUAAAGACACGUUUUAAUAUUAUUUCUCUUUUAAGUGGUCGGUGAUAGCUGCGACUUGAAGCUAUUUCUGCUUUUCCUUAAGUUUUGAAAUUGAAUAUUCUAAUGCAUUAUUUACUGUAUUUCCAGAUUAUAUAUAGGAAGAUUGAUGAUGGUAUUAAAUCUGCACAUGCAAUGCAUGUGGUCAAAACUAGAUUUUGAAGAAAUAUAAUAGACUAGAACUGUUAUUCUGUUUUGCAUUCUCCAUAGUAAAAUUACACGCAGAUGGUGUAGUCUUCUAUGUCAAACCUUUUACUAGUGAACUAUCCAGGGAUAAUGUUGUCUACUAAGAAUUCUUUCCCUAAUAUCCCAUCAAUCUCCAUAGAAAGCCCUUCUGGCAAUGCCCCAAUUCUUAGUGAUCCACCCAUCAAAAGCAGUUAUCUCCAGUAACUACUCCUUUCUAGUUUUCUGACUGCGAUGGCUUGAUCUCCAGAGCUGAGCAUUUGUCAUUUUUAUUUGAUAAAACAAACACAGAAAAAAAAAAAAAAGCAAGUAAUUAUUCAAAAACGACCGUUCUUUUGACUUUCUUGGAAACCAAACAACAACUAAGAUGUAAAUUGGAAAAAAAAAAAAAAGUUCUAAUACAUAUCCUGAAAGAAAGCAGAUUUACCUUAUAUGUUUCUCUCUGUUUGUUAUCCUGAUUCUGUUUUCCUUUCUCUUUCAUAUUAGCAAAGAUUAGUUGAACUUUUUAAAUUUAUAUGUACAACAUUUUCUGACUUUAUAUGAAAUUCAGAUAUUAUUAUUCUUGAUAAUCUUCAUUUGGAUCAAUAUUGUUGUCAUGACUGUGUUCUGGAUUUUUUUUCUUCUGUUUCAUAUUUAUCGAUACUUGUUCCUUGGGAACCUAACCCUUAUGACAUUAGUUUACUAGGGAAAUGCGAAAUGAAAAUAGCUAUAGAAUCAAGCUUAUAAUAUUUGAUUUUCUGCCAUAGAAAGGCUGCAAAAAGUCAGCAUCGCUAUCAUAGAUUGUUUAGAGUUUUAAGUAAAAGAGCUAUAGGUUCAGAGUUAUUUUGGUGGCAGAUUGAAAGAACUUCUCAAGUUUGGAAAUUCAAGCUUUCACUGUAAACCGUAAAAACUUUGAAGGCCUGAAUUUAAUGUGAUUUUUAUUGAGAAGUGGAUGAUGAGACUUGUAGGAAGUCUAUAUUAAUGAUUAGACUCCAUGGUAUUUUAGCUUUUGUAAUUGUUGUUAUUGUCACCACUUACAUGCUUUACAUGUGUUUUUCUUUACUUAACUCUCUAGAGUUACUAUCAUAGUGAGAGGUGAACUUGUUACUUCUUGGCUUUGAUAUGAGCUUGUAGCUGAUUUAUUGAUCCAUGGUUUCGUCUGUUACUCUUAAAUGGUCUAAAGUCAAAACAAACAUCAAUAUUUAUUUGUUCAAACUGAGUUGUGGGUGUAUAAUUUCCAUUGUCCAAUCGAUGCUGGAAAGUCAACUAUUUAUGCUCUCUUCUCUCAUGUUUGUAUUAGGCUUUAUGAUAUGAGCUUUUAUAUUUGAUGGUUGUUAGGCUAGUUGUUUGUUAGAUUGUUUUCUAUUAAGAAAUGUUUGUCUGGCUAAAUAGCAAUGCUAAAUAUCAUCCUUCUUUCUUUUGAACCAAGAUGCUCCUUGGUUCAAAACAUCAUUUUGUACCUUUCAUUUAAUUUCCUUUAACUCCGCCUGAAAGAUUAUAUUUGCUUAUUCAUUUUUGGUAAAUUGUGGUUAUCAGAGUGUAUGAUGGGUCAUCUGAUAAAUUAGACUAAUGCAAUUAAUAACUUUCUUUGACAAUCUUAAGCCUUCUCUUUUUUUUUUUUUUUUUUUUUUUUUUGAGAGUCUAAAUUCCACCUGCCGAAUGAUUCUAACAUUACAUGGAAACAUUUUUGUAUCUAUAUAACAAAUGUUUGGGUAAUAGAUAUUUUAAACUUUGAGAGACUAAUAUAAUUUCUCAGAAAGAUAAAGAGUAUGACUCUAACCUUAGGUGGUGGCUGGUGUUAGUAUACCCUAUUUGGGUAUCCUUUUAGCAUUAUUGGAGCUUCUCCGAGGGGUGUGAAGCCCAUUUUCUUCUGUCUUGCCCUGUGCUUGUAUCUUUGUUGUUCUGGGUUUUAACUUUAUUUUAUUUUAUUUUUUUUUCUCUGUUCUCUCUUUUUUUUCCUGCACUUGCUUUAGUAGCUAGCAUGAAGAGGACAAGAAGAAUACUUUUCUGUAAGGUUUAUUUGUUUUCUUCAUUGAUUUAGAGUUCCCUAGAAUCAUCAUGCUGAUUUUCAGAAGUUUGAUUUUGAGUUACAUUUCUUAGUUUGUCCUUCCUCCCCAAGGGCUUUUGCGAUUUGCCAGUAAUCAACUUAUUUAAGAAAUGUAGGAGAGUGUACUAAUCACUAAGCAUUUCUUUCCUGCGCUCUUGUUCUUUGAGCAAGUCUGACUUAAAUAUGUGUAUUUUUACACGGAUAAUGUUUUACUCAAUCAUUGAGGGGCCAUUCUUGCACCAGUGGAUGUUUGGACAAAUCUACUGGUUGGCUUUGACCAACAUUGAUACAUACAACAUGUAAAGUAAAUUUUGUAGCAUGGGCUUGAGUUUUGCAGGUUUAGAAGUUCAAAGGAGGGAGCACUAUGGAUGAGUUUAGCAUUCAGAUUAGCAGAAACCUGGUUAAUAGGCUAGCUGAUGAUUCUGAGAAGUCGAAGAAGAAAAAAAGAACUAAAAUUAAGGUGCCACGAGAGCCACAACGACCCCAAACUAAGAUAACUCAAAAGCAGGCUUUUGAUGAUUCUGAAACACAAAAGGGGGCAACUGCUACUGGAUGGCCACUUCAGUCUCCAUUGUUCCUGCCUGCUCCUGCACAGAAUGCCAAUGCAGAAUUAGAUGCAAUCCGAUCAUUAAUUCAAGACAGUGAGCGGGUACUGGAGAGGUUGCAUAAGCAGGAGGAGAACAUGGUUCAGGAAGUAACUCAAAGAGCAAAGGAUCUCCGUGAUAAGGAGUUCAAGCUUCCGUACCAGAAGCCUAUGCCCUGUUUGGCUGAGACUGAGGCUUGCUUGGCAUGCUACCAGGAGCAUGUCAAGGAUCCUUUGAAAUGUGCUCAUCUUGUUCGAAAUUUUGCAGAUUGUGCUCGAAGAGUUCGGCAGCAAGUGAACUCGGCGUAGUAGGUCACAAACAUGAGUGAGACCUGAUUUUGAAAUUUUUGCAGUACAAAAUAAGCCAAAUACUAAUUCAUCUCUUUGGACGACUUGCUGUAUUCUCUUACUGCUGUUUGACCUAUUUGUUGAAUCUGAAUUUACUACAGCUCCAUACUGUUACUAUGCUCGAGGGACAAUUCAAAUACUAACCAUUUUAGAGUUUUUCAAA